AUGGCUUCCAAUAUUCAGAUUGUUGUCUUCCUCCUUUCUGUAUUUUGUCUAGCAGGUGACGGAGCUCCACAAGAGCAUUCUAGCCAAAUAAUAAACCCAGGCUCUUCACUUUCUCCCCAAAGUACUCACUACCCAAGCUCAUGGCCUUCUUCUUCCGGCCACUUCGCUUUUGGGUUUCAUCAGCAAGGAGAUGGAUUUGCUGUCGGAAUUUGGCUGGUGGGAAUAGAAGGAAAAACAAUUGUUUGGACAGCAAAUCGUGACGAUGCCCCAGUGACCUUAAAUGCAAAGCUGCAGUUAACAAGUUAUGGAAAGCUUGUUUUAAGUGACCGAGGACAACAAAAGAACCUCAUCAUCGUCACUACUAGUACUAAUUCAUCGACAGACUCUGCAGCUUCCUCUGCCUCCAUGCUUGAUUCUGGAAAUUUUGUUCUGUAUAACAAAAGAUUCGAUGUCAUAUGGGAGAGCUUUAAUCAUCCGACUGAUACUCUCCUUGGAGGUCAGAUUCUGCCUAUUGGAGGUCAACUAUUCUCCAGUUUUUCAGAAAAUGACCACUCAACAGGACGGUUCCAUCUCAACAUGCAGGAUGAUGGAAACCUGGUUCUAUACCCGGCAAACAGCGAAAACUCACGUGCAGAUUCUUAUUGGAGCUCUGAAACCUAUUUCCAUCCUAAGCUUCAACUUUAUCUUAACGCUACAGGUCGUCUAGUUCUCAUCAACAGCACUAGUAGGGAAGAAGACACUGUUUUAGAUUCUGAUGAAUCGUGCAAAACCAAAUACAAAAAGGGUACCAUAUAUCGUGCGACUGUUGACGUGGAUGGAUAUUUCCGGUUGUAUUCUCAUGAAUAUGAUGAGAGUACUGGAAAACUCCGGCCAUCCCUUAUGUGGUUGAAACCGGAAAAUCCUUGCGAUGUUAAAGGCUUCUGUGGCCUUAACAGCUACUGCACAUUCUACGACAGUAAACCAAACUGCCUUUGCCUUCCUGGAUCUGAUUACGCUGACUCCGAUCACAUGACACACGGUUGCUUGAGAAACUAUACUCAAGUAGAGUGUAAAGAUGGGAAAGAAAAUACAUCAAGUUAUCACAUAAGCACCAUGGAGAAGAUGGUGUUCGAAGACGCUGCUUAUGAUCAAGCACAAAUGUCGACUGUGGAAGAAUGCAGCAGAUCUUGCCUGGAAGACUGCAACUGCGGGGCAGCUGUUUUCGACAGUUGGAGUAAUACUUGUGCCAAACAAAACUUACCACUCAGAUAUGUCCGAAGGGAUCUCGAGCAGUCUACUACCACAGCUGUCUUCAAGGUCGGCAACAUAACGAGUAGUACCAUAAGCAACAAUCAAAACAAUACUAAUCUACCCAUCCCGGGGAAUCCAAUUACCACUGUCGUUACUACCACAGACAAGAAAGUGAUAGAGAAAAUUCUUGUUUUAACUUUAACUCUCAUCAUAUUCUCAUGUGCCGCCCUUGCAGUUUCUGCAUUUUACAUUUUUAAAAUCCGACUUCUGCGGUAUGAAAGGCUGACAGAGAUUAAUGGUGAUUUGGGGCUGGCUGAUGAGGAACUUACUUUGAGAGCUUUUUCAUACAAUGAGCUCAGAAGAGCUACCAAUGGGUUCAAAGAAGAAUUGGGAAAGGGCUCGUUUGGAGCAGUUUACAAAGGGGCUUUAAACAAAGGAAAAAAAAUCAUUGCAGUGAAAAGAUUAGAGAAGCUAGUCGAAGAUGGUGAGAGGGAGUUUCGUGCGGAGAUGCAAGCAAUCGGAAGAACUCACCACAAGAACUUAGUUCGAUUGCUUGGUUACUCCGCUGAGGACUCAAAAAGGCUCCUUGUGUAUGAAUAUAUGAGCAAUGGCUCCCUUGCAGAUCUCCUUUUCAGGACUGAAUGGCAUCCUACUUGGAGUGAAAGAGUAACAAUUGCACUCGAUGUCGCAAGAGGUCUCCUCUAUCUACAUGAAGAGUGUAAGGCCCCUAUCAUCCAUUGCGACAUAAAGCCUCAAAACAUUCUGAUGGAUGAAUUUUGGAAUGCUAAAAUCUCUGACUUUGGACUUGCAAAAUUGUUGAUGCCGGAUCAAACGAGGACUUUCACAGGGGUCAGAGGGACAAGAGGGUACUUGGCACCAGAAUGGCAAAAGAACACUCCAAUCUCAGUGAAGGCAGAUGUUUAUAGUUACGGAAUAGUGCUUCUCGAAAUUGUAUGUUGCAGGCGGAACAUGGACGUCAAUGUUAGAGCAGAGGAGAUAAUUCUAUCUACUUGGGUCUACAAGUGCUUUGUCGGUAGAGAGCUGCAUAAGCUCGUGGGUGGUGAAGAGGUCGAUAAAAAGACGUUGGAGAACAUGGUUAAGGUGGGACUAUGGUGUAUACAAGAUGAACCAGCUCUGCGUCCUUCUAUGAAGUCUGUUGUGUUGAUGUUACAAGGCAUUACUGAUAUAGCUAUUCCUCCAUGUCCAACUGCUACCUCCAUGUAACUAAUGCCUGUGAGGAAAUGCUUUCUUCUUAUAUGCAGUUUGUUAAAAGAAUAAGCAAGAUUGCUAAGGGUAUGGUACCUAUACUGGUUACAUUGUUGUACUAAAGUAUCUAGAAUCAAAGACUCAUUGAAUCAAGAGUCUCUCAUGGGUAAAUGAUUAUUCUCAUCAAUAUGGUUCAUUGUAUAAAUUUAAU
Messenger RNA from Prunus mume (Japanese apricot), 2647 nucleotides. Its product is annotated as G-type lectin S-receptor-like serine/threonine-protein kinase LECRK2. Gene Ontology annotation, molecular function: ATP binding; protein serine/threonine kinase activity. NCBI's taxonomy places the organism in Eukaryota, Viridiplantae, Streptophyta, Magnoliopsida, Rosales, Rosaceae. Gene Ontology annotation, biological process: protein phosphorylation. The record is from RefSeq and is a predicted model, not a curated record.